UCAACCUUAACAACCAUGAAAAUCCCACUUUUACUCACUCCUUUGGCUCUCUUCCUCCUCUUCUCCCUAGUCCAAGGUCUCAACCCCAAAUGUGAUGACAAGGACCAUGGCUCAACCCUCCAAGUGUUCCAUAUCUUCAGUCCUUGUUCCCCAUUCAGGCCAUCAAAGCCAAUGUCAUGGGAAGAGAGUGUCCUAGAGCUGCAAGCCAAGGACCAAGCCAGGAUGCAAUACCUGUCUAGCUUGGUUGCUAGGAAAUCAGUUGUGCCAAUUGCCUCAGGAAGGCAAAUUAUACAGAGCCCAACAUACAUAGUGAAGGCCAAGAUUGGUACCCCAUCUCAGACCCUUCUCAUGGCCAUGGACACUAGUAAUGAUGCUGCUUGGGUCCCUUGCACUGCUUGUGUUGGUUGCUCAUCAACCACCUUUGCUCCUGCUAAGUCCACCACUUUCAGGAACCUUCCCUGUGGUGCUCCUCAAUGCAAGCAGGUAACCAACCCCACUUGCGGUGGAAGCGCGUGCACUUUCAACUUCACCUACGGCAGCUCCACCGUGGCAGCUAACCUGGUCCAAGACACAUUGACCCUAGCCACUGACCCAGUUCCAGCCUACACCUUUGGGUGCAUUCAGAAGACAACAGGGAACUCGGUACCCCCACAGGGGCUAUUAGGCCUGGGCCGAGGCCCAUUGUCUCUUUUGGCCCAAACCCAAAAGCUCUACCAAUCCACAUUCUCUUACUGCUUGCCCAGCUUCAAAUCCCUCAACUUCACUGGCUCGCUGAGACUUGGGCCUGUGGCCCAGCCCAAGAGAAUCAAGUUUACCCCUCUUCUCAAAAACCCUAGAAGAUCAUCACUCUACUAUGUUAACUUGGUUGCUAUUAGGGUUGGCCGGAGAAUUGUCGAUAUCCCUCCGGCGGCAUUGGCGUUCAACCCAACUACCGGCGCAGGCACCAUUUUUGAUUCUGGUACGGUAUUCACUCGGCUAGUUGAACCGGCUUACAUAGCCGUCCGAAAUGAGUUCCGUCGACGAGUUGGCCGGAAACUCACCGUGACAACCCUAGGAGGGUUUGACACAUGCUACACUGUCCCAAUAGUUGCACCCAUAAUAACAUUCAUGUUCUCUGGCUUGAAUGUAACACUCCCACCGGAAAACAUCCUCAUACACAGCACCGCCGGCAGCAUCACGUGCUUGGCCAUGGCGGCAGCGGCGCCAGAUAACGUGAGCUCGGUGUUGAACGUGAUAGCCAAUAUGCAACAACAAAACCACCGUGUGCUUUACGACGUGCCCAACUCGAGGCUUGGCGUUGCUCGUGAGCUUUGCACCUAAUAAAUUAAUGGUU
Gastrolobium bilobum is the source of this 1333-nucleotide messenger RNA. Its product is annotated as aspartyl protease AED3-like. Gene Ontology annotation, biological process: proteolysis. Lineage: Eukaryota; Viridiplantae; Streptophyta; Magnoliopsida; Fabales; Fabaceae. The record is from RefSeq and is a predicted model, not a curated record. The transcript has 3 exons. Gene Ontology annotation, molecular function: aspartic-type endopeptidase activity. Bases 16 to 1320 code for a protein of 434 amino acids.